CAAACUAAACAGAUUCUGCCUCACUCUAUUUGAUUCACAAUGACAACUAAAGCUAGUGUUUGGCGAAGGCUAGUUACUUGCUUAUCCUCUCUUAAGUUCUACUUGAACGUCUUGUGCCUCGUUGUCACUGUUUUUGUUCUUCUCCAAAUCUGUUCAUUUCAAAUUACUCAACGUUCUCUUUCACUCCCUCCUGCACUCUUGACGUAUCUGAAACACAAUCAUGAAGAAGUAUCAGAGAACAAGACGGCUUCCUUGGUGGAGAAGCUACGUGAAUCCGUGACAUUCCUUCCACUCAAAGACUAUCGUUUUUCGAACAAACCACUUGAAGGUCAUACUUGGUUCAUGAGCUCUCUCUAUGAUAAUCAAACCAAAGGUGAGGCUCAGUAUCAAGAAUUUCCUUCAGAUUCUUCGAAAGGAAGGCUUUUGUGUUUGAAAGGGGUUGAUGAACAUGAUGGGUCAUGGAACUCCUACGCGCUGGCUUGGCCUGAAGCUCUUCCUACCAAUGCCAUUCUUCAGGAUGGCUUGACGUUUGUCUCUUACAAUCAAUAUGAUUAUGGUAACUUGUGGCAUGGACUAACGGCAGUAGUUCCAUUUAUUGCUUGGAGCUUAAGAAAUCAAUGUGAAAAGCCUCAAAAAUGGGUUUUAUACCACUGGGGAGAACUAAGGUUCGGAAUGGGGCAUUGGCUGAGCGAGAUAGUCACAGCCACUUACGGUCAAGAACCGGACUUUUUACGGUUUGUUGAUGAUGAUAAGCCUGUUUGUUUCGAGAAGGCGGUUGUUAUGAGACAUAAUGAAGGUGGAAUGUCAAGGGAGAGAAGAAUGGAAGCUUUUGAUCUCAUUAGAUGCAAAGCGAGGAAUUACUGUAAUAUCAGCUCAUCUGUGGCAUCAAAACCGCGAAUCGGUAUGACAUUACUAUUGAGAACCGGAGCCAGAUCUUUCAGAAAUGAAUCAAUGGUGAUUGAUGUCUUUAAGAAAGAGUGUAAGAGAGUAGAUGGGUGUGAAAUUAGUGUUUCAUAUUCGAAUAAUCUAUCAUUUUGUGAGCAAGUGGAGCUAAUGAAGAAGACCGAUGUGUUAGUGUCACCGCACGGUGCACAACUCACUAACUUGUUUCUAAUGGAUAAAAAUAGUAGUGUAAUGGAGUUUUUCCCCAAAGGAUGGCUUAAGCUUGCAGGAGUUGGCCAGCUUGUGUUCCAAUGGGGAGCUAAUUGGUCAGGGAUGAGACACGAAGGCUCUUGGCACGACCCGGUUGGCGAAAUAUGUCAAUUCCCCGAUACAGACAGGCGGUGUAUGUCCAUCUACAAGAACGCUAUGAUUGGAUACAAUGAGACUUAUUUUGGCGAGUGGGCAAGAAGAGUUUUGGGUAAGUUUAGCAUAAGAGAGAUGAAAGAGCUUGCAGAGUGCAACCACAGUAAUAGUUCAAUAUUAGAUGUAUGUAGUUGAUAUUCAAUGUAAAAUCUACAUUAUAACCAUAUGACAAUUUGAUGAGGCAGGGUCAGUUCUAAGUCUUAUGGAUUUGUUUUGUUGAUAC
Messenger RNA from Arabidopsis thaliana (thale cress), 1528 nucleotides. RefSeq lists its product as uncharacterized. Bases 40 to 1440 code for a protein of 466 amino acids. NCBI's taxonomy places the organism in Eukaryota, Viridiplantae, Streptophyta, Magnoliopsida, Brassicales, Brassicaceae. The record is from RefSeq and is marked reviewed. Gene Ontology annotation, molecular function: pentosyltransferase activity; glycosyltransferase activity. Gene Ontology annotation, cellular component: Golgi membrane. The transcript has a single exon.